CGGACAGGAAGUAUUUGUCCCUCUCUCCCCUUCGAAGCAGUGAUUCUGUACGGCGUUGGUGUGUCUGUGUUCACGUGAACCUGUUGGGGAAAAGUGGAAAAAUGGACGAUACAGCGACACUUUUCAUUUCCAUCGGGCUUAGUGAGCAGAAAGUGAAAGAAACGUUGAAAAAUACAGCGUUGACUGCCACCCUGAAGAGCGCAAUCGUUCAGGCUCGCAGUGUCAGUGGAGCAACAGAAGUGGACAAAGUAACGGGUACAUUGUUGUACAGUCUGGCCUCUCGCCUCAAAGAUUCAAAACGUCUGGCAUUCCUUGCAGAAAACAUAGCUCAGCGCAAAAUAAGCACCGAGCAACAGCUUACAGCUGCUUUGGACUUUGUAAAGAAUCACCUGCAGGAUCCCCUUAACGAAAGUGAUUUUAAUGAAGCCUGCGGAGUAGGUGUGGUCAUAACACCAGAGCAGAUUGAAGAUGCCGUGGAGUCUGUGAUCAAGAAGCACAAAGAACAGCUUGAAAAGGAGAGGUACCACUUCAACGUGGGCCUGCUAAUGGGAGAUGUGCGCUCUGCUCUAAAAUGGGCUGAUGGGAAAGUUCUCAAAAAUGAGGUGGACAUGCAGGUCCUGCACCUCUUAGGACCCAAGACAGAAGCUGACCUAGAGAAGAAAUCUAAGCCCCAGAAGAAUAAAGCUGAGAAUGAAGUGAAGACGAAAAAAGAGGAGGUGGUACUGAAAGGUGAGGCCACAGCUGUGGAGGGAAAGUCACUAAUGGAGCAGCUCAGAGGAGAAGCCCUGAAGUUCCACAAAUCAGGAGAGAACUAUAAAACUGAGGGCUAUGUGGUUACACCAAACACUAUGAACUUGCUCAAAAAGCACAUGGAGCUCUUUGCUGGACAGAUACGUACCCGUUUCCCUCCUGAGCCCAACGGUAUCCUUCACAUUGGACACGCCAAAGCCAUUAACUUUAAUUUUGGUUAUGCAAAGGCAAACAAUGGAAUAUGUUUCUUGAGAUAUGAUGACACAAAUCCAGAGAAGGAGGAAGAAAAAUACUUCACUGCCAUCAAGGACAUGGUGGAGUGGCUUGGCUACACGCCGUAUGCAGUUACGCAUGCUUCAGACAACUUUCAGCAACUGUACGAUCUUGCACUGGAUCUUAUUCGCAGGGGUCAUGCAUAUGUGUGCCACCAGAAGGGGGAGGAACUGAAGGGCCACAAUACUCCUCCGUCACCAUGGAGAGACCGUCCAAUUGAAGAAUCGCUGGUUUUGUUCAAGAGGAUGAAAAAGGGGAUGUUUGCUGAGGGAGAGAUUACACUCAGGAUGAAGACUGUCAUGGAGGAUGGGAAAAUGGACCCCGUGGCAUACCGAAUCAAAUACACGCCACAUCAUCGAACAGGAGAUGAAUGGUGCAUCUAUCCCACUUAUGACUACACCCACUGUCUGUGUGACUCCAUUGAAAAUAUUACACAUUCACUCUGCACCAAAGAGUUCCAGGCCAGGCGGUCAUCAUAUUACUGGUUAUGUAAUGCUCUGGAUGUGUACUGCCCUGUUCAGUGGGAAUAUGGCCGCCUGAACCUCACCUAUACUGUCGUGUCUAAAAGGAAGAUCAUUAAACUAGUGGAGAACGGAGUGGUCAGAGACUGGGACGACCCUCGCCUCUUUACUUUGACCGCACUUAGGAGGAGAGGCUUCCCGCCAGAGGCAAUCAACAACUUCUGUGCUCGGGUGGGAGUUACGGUUUCCCAGACGACAACUGAGCCGCAUCUUCUGGAAGCGUGCGUCAGGGAUGUGCUCAAUGAGACAGGCCCACGAGCAAUGGCUGUGCUGGAACCUCUCAAAGUCACCAUAGUAAACCUCCCUGAGGGCUCAAAUUCAGAACUACGAGUGCCAGACUUCCCUGCUAAUGAGGCCAAGGGCAGCCACAUGGUGCCAUUUAAAAGCACCAUAUUCAUCGAACAAAGUGACUUCAGAGAGGUGAUGGAGAAAGGCUACAAGCGUCUGACCCCAGAACAGCCCGUUGGCUUAAGGCAUGCCGGGUAUGUCAUCUCUGUAAAGAAGGUCAUCAAGGAUGCUCAGGGUAAAGUGGUGGAACUGGAGGUGACCUGUUGCAGCUCUGAUACAGCAGAGAAACCAAAGGCCUUCAUCCACUGGGUCAGCCAGCCACUUGUGUGUGAAGUGCGCAUCUACGAGAGACUAUUCUUACACAAACAUCCUGAGGAUCCAGCUGAGGUGCCCAAUGGCUUCCUGAGUGACAUCAACCCAAAUUCUAUGCAAGUGAUCACCAGUGCCUUAGUUGAUACCUCUGUCAAGGGAGCAAAGGUUCUUGACAAAUUCCAGUUUGAAAGAGUUGGCUACUUCUCCCUGGACCCUGACAGCACUGCAGACAAGCUGGUCUUCAACAGGACAGUUACUCUCAAAGAGGACCCGGGGAAGAUUUAAGUGUGUGAUUGCGAUCAAGCUACGUGUCCUGCUUCCCAAGAGCCCACAGAUACAUGCCAAAAUCAUUUGCAUCAGAUCAUAGAAUAAAGCCAACAACCACUUUUGUUAAUUAAGAUGGAAAUAAAUCAGACAAUAUUAGGGAAACCAUGUUCUUCCACAUGCAUCUCCAUCCAUCUAUCCAUUUUCAACACCGCUUAUCCUGGUUAGGGUCGGGGGACGCUGGAGCCUAUCCCAGCUGACUUCGGGCGGAAGGCGGACUACACCCUGAACUGGUCGCCAGUCAGUCGCAGGGCACAUAUAGACACAGACGACCAUUCGCACUCGCAUUCGCACCGUCACUGAGUGGGAACUGAACCCACGCUGCCUGCACCAAAGUCAGGCGAGUGUACCACUACACCAUCAGUGACUUCACAUGCAUCUCAAUUGGAAAAUAUAUUUUUUUAAUCUAAUUAUUUCUGCUCUAUUCUCCAAAAUUGUGACUUCCAAGUACAUUAGUAUCGGAUCUUUAGUAACACACUUUGCAUUGUCAGUGUGAAAUUACGAGUACCGGUAUUUGUAAUUGCUUAUUGUUACCUCUUUGUUUGCUGCAACUCAUACCAUAAUACAGUACCUGAAUUUUAUACUGAUGUCUCUUGAAUGACAUAGAGGAGAUGCUGUCCACAUACAUGAUGCUAUCACAAAGCAUAAUUUAUUUUAUGUCACAGAGGGUGCUCUCGUGUAUCAGGAAAAAUAAAAAUUUAUUAGAAAAUA
Phyllopteryx taeniolatus (common seadragon) is the source of this 3179-nucleotide messenger RNA. It is a transcript of the gene qars1, whose product is annotated as glutaminyl-tRNA synthetase 1. The record is from RefSeq and is a predicted model, not a curated record. Gene Ontology annotation, cellular component: aminoacyl-tRNA synthetase multienzyme complex; cytosol; cytoplasm. Gene Ontology annotation, molecular function: glutamine-tRNA ligase activity; ATP binding. NCBI's taxonomy places the organism in Eukaryota, Metazoa, Chordata, Actinopteri, Syngnathiformes, Syngnathidae. Bases 102 to 2429 code for a protein of 775 amino acids. The transcript has 23 exons. Gene Ontology annotation, biological process: translation; glutaminyl-tRNA aminoacylation.